Molecule: messenger RNA, 1233 nt
Organism: Sinocyclocheilus rhinocerous
Lineage: Eukaryota; Metazoa; Chordata; Actinopteri; Cypriniformes; Cyprinidae
Product: regulator of G-protein signaling protein-like
Exons: 9
Source: RefSeq, a predicted model, not a curated record
GUCAUUUGAAGAGGUCCUCACAUCAUCUCAGCACAUUGGUCAUUUCAGACAGUUCCUGCAGGAGCACAAUGCGGACGGAGCGCUGCUCUUCAUACAGGAAGCAGAAUCUCUGCGCACCGUCGAACCCAAACGACAGAAGGCCAAAAUCCGCGCCAUUGUAGACAAAUUCUUUCGGCGACAAGAUUCCGUGGAGUACCUGCAGUGCAGCGCUGACAUAAUCAGCAGUGUGCCGCAGAUGGACACGGUUCCUCCAGAGGUCAUCUUCACCAUUCAGCAUCUGGUUGCCAAGUCACUGGAGGCCACAUGGUUCAAACAGUAUCAGGAAACAUUUUAUUCUUGUUCCCCCGUUUCAUCUGAAUCGAAUCUGAGAGGUCCGCUGCUGCUGUACAAACUGAAAACGAACGCGUGGACGGCUUUCAGCAGCUUCAUCCGCAGUGUGACGAAGUUUCUGUCUGCCCUAGAGGACCGUGACUUCAGGACUGAGUUUGAAGACUAUCUGAUACACGAUUACAAGCACUUCUCACAGCCUUGCGCUGUUCGCUCCAAAGCCCAGCAGUCCUCCGAUAUCAGCAGUGACGGAGAGAAGUUUAAACCCAAGAUGCGAAGCAUUAUCAACAAAACGGUUAUAGCAGACUUCUUAGUCAAUGACCUUUCCUUCUACAUGGAGUGUGAGAGGUUCAGGCAUUUGGCAGACGCCGGUGAUAUAAUGGCAUCAGAAGGCAUGUAUAGUGAGAAUGAUUAUGCCAUGCUUCACCAGAAAGCUGAGCUGAUCAUCAACAUAUUUCUCCACUCAAAUCUCUCUUCAAAGCUCAUGAUCAACACCAGUGAGGCUCAGAAAGACGGCAUACUGCAGCGCUUUGCUUCUGGGAAGGUGGACCGAACUCUCUUCUAUCCAGCUAUGAUGGAUGUGUUUCCAGUUCUCAUCUUCUGCUGGAAAAAGUUUUGUUGUCUGAAGGUGAUGAAGCAUCUGUACCCCGCUGAAGCACUGAGGAAUCAGAAAGCGUCCUCUCGUCUGCAGGAACAGCAUCCUUUUAACCUCCUGCGGAAGAUAAAGACGGUCAGAUCCAGUGAAGUUAAAGAUGCCAUCCUGCGCUUCUCCACCCAACACGGCGUCAUACUGCUGCUGCCACAGACACCGCACGACCGCACACCUGCUUCCCAGCAGCCCUCAGCCCGAUGAAUGACAUUAAACAACUUCAGUUCAGACUGAUGCUCUUCAUGCUUGUGUGUAAG